Molecule: messenger RNA, 2057 nt
Organism: Dermatophagoides pteronyssinus (European house dust mite)
Lineage: Eukaryota; Metazoa; Arthropoda; Arachnida; Sarcoptiformes; Pyroglyphidae
Product: glutamate receptor ionotropic, delta-1-like
Cellular component (GO): membrane
Molecular function (GO): ligand-gated monoatomic ion channel activity
Source: RefSeq, a predicted model, not a curated record
AUGGUCAUUAUGGUCAUAAGAAUUCAAAUGGAUCAUCAUGGACUGGUUUGGUUGGUGGUCUAUUGAAUAAUAAUAUUGAUAUGGCUAUUGGUGGUGUUGCAUUGGAAUAUGAACGACAAAUGGUAAUCGGCUAUCUUUAUCCACAUUGUAUUGAUCGUUUUACAUUUGCAACAAGUAAACCAUAUAGUGGACAAUAUAUUGAACAAUUUUUACAUCCAUUCCAAUCGAUUAUAUGGAUCGGUUUGAUUGUUGUGUUUAUAUUAUUCUUUUUAUUCGAUCAAAUGGAUCAAUAUAUCAAUCGAAAACAAUCAUUAUCAUCAUCCGAAACAAUAACAUGGUUUGCUUUGCGAACAAUUUUACGACAAUCAUCGUCAUGGAAAACUAAAAUUCGUCCAGCAAAAUAUUUGAUUAUUAGUUUCUGGUUAAUACCUGCAUUCAUAUUGACAAUAUCAUAUUCAAGUAUUAUUCAAUCAGAAUUAACCGUACCGAUUGUUCAUAGAAUCAAUACAAUUGAACAAUUAAUUGAUGCUUGUCAUUCAAAACAGAUUAUGAUGUAUAGUACAACAAAAGAUUUUAAUUAUUUUCGGCGAUGGAAAUCAUUGAAAAACUGUGUAAAAACAUUGAUUGAACAACGACAAAAAGGUGUAGAAAUAUUAUUGAAUCAUUCGAUACAAGAAUCUGAUCAAUUUGUUGGAAUUUUUAUUGCCAGACAUCGUGCACGUUUUGAAUUAUUUAUAAAUGGUAUGGAUGCAUUCUAUUUACCACCAAUUAGUACUGAAUCAACAAUUUUACCAUUAUUAUUUGCUAUUUCAACUUGUCGAUCAUUAUUUUAUUAUCAUCGACAAUUUAAUCAAAUAAUAUUAAGGUUGAACGCUGCAGGCAUUAUUCAAUAUUGGUCAGAUCGUGUAUCGAUUGAAGCAAAAAUUCGUUCCUAUCGAAAAUUAAUCAAUAAUUUCAUCAUCAAUGAUAAUGAUUAUUAUCCACCAUUUAUUCUAUUAUAUGGUAAUGAAUUAUGUCGACAACAACAACAACAACAACAACAAAAAUGUCGACCGGAUGGAAUCGAAAGCAGAUUGUUAGAAAUAUUUGAAUUUUAUUUUAAUUUUACAUCCAAUCUGAAACCAUAUGCUGGACGAUAUGGACGUUUGGUUAAUGGUUCCUGGAAUGGUAUCGUACAUGGCCUAUUGAAGGGUGAUAUUGAUUUAGGUUUAGGUGGUGUAACACUUCGAAAUGAUCGAGUACAUGUGGUAAAUUAUUUGCAUCCACAUUGGGAUGAUCGUUUUAGUUUUGCAACAACACCUAUCAAAAGUGAACAUUAUAUUGAACAAUUUUUACAUCCAUUUUCGUUCAAUGUUUGGUUGGCAUUAUUAUUAUCGUUCAUAAUGUUUUAUCUUUUCGAUCGAUUAAUGUCAAUGACAAUAACAAGAAGAAAUCGUUAUCAUUGUCAUCAUAAACAUUGUGUUUGGAUUGCAUUACGUUUAUUAUUUCGACAACCAUAUCAAUGGAAGAUUGGUAUGAAAAAAGUGGCCACAUUCCAAUCACAACGAAUAAUUAUAGGAAUAUGGUUGUUAAUAACAGUGGUAUUAACAUCCAUUUAUUCUGGUUGUAUACAAUCAGAAUUAGCAGUACCGGAUUCAAAUGCUAUUGAUAGUAUCGAUAAAUUAGUUGAUGCAUGUGAAUCCAAACGUAUAACGUUGAUUAGUACGGAAAAAGAUUUUUCUUUUUUUCGCAGAUUUGUUAGAAAAGAAACAACAUCUUUAGAAAAUUGUUUUGAAGAAAUUUUGAUGCAAAAAAUUGGCAUCGAAAUAUUGGUAGAAAAAACGAUGCAAUCAAAUACUGAUGAAAAUGGUAAAUAUCGAUCACGACGACAACAACAACAAAAAAUUAUCGGUACAUUUGUAUCACGGGAACGUGCACGUUUUCUUCAACAUUGUUUCGGUACAGAAUCAUUAUAUCUACCACCAAUGAAAUAUGAAUCAACAUUUUUUCCAUUAUGGAUUGCCAUACCGACAAGUCCGAAAACAUUUUAUUAUCAAUCGGAAUUUAAUAAAGUGUAA